Guillardia theta CCMP2712 is the source of this 1764-nucleotide messenger RNA. RefSeq lists its product as hypothetical. Bases 1 to 1764 code for a protein of 587 amino acids. The record is from RefSeq and is a predicted model, not a curated record. NCBI's taxonomy places the organism in Eukaryota, Cryptophyceae, Pyrenomonadales, Geminigeraceae. The transcript has 3 exons. Gene Ontology annotation, molecular function: protein binding.
AUGUGUUUUGGGCCUGAUGAGAAGACGCUGGCUUUAGAACUUCGCGACUCGUUGGUUGAAGUUUGGGAAGUAGAGACUGGAGAGCUGUUGAGAAGUUUUCCGGUACAAGGAGCAGAGAUUCAAAUGAUGAGUCUAGGUGAUGGCAAGAAAACGUUGACGCUUCACGUUCAAAGCCUUGUUGUGACGCAACUGGAUGUAGUAAAUGGGAAGGUCCGUUAUGAGAUGGCAGUGCCAAGAGGUAGGUUUACGAAGAGAUGGUUCGCCAUGGACGGGAAGACUUUCUUUCUUUUGAUGGACGAUGGCACUAUGGAAGCUUGGGAUGUGCAGACAGGGGAAAUUCGUUACACGGUUGGUGAUGUUGUGGAUUUUGAUGUUGGCAAGGAAAAAAUAGCUGCGAUAUUGAUUACUUGGGAAGUGAAAGUUUGGGACAUCAAGACCGGGCAACCUCUCCAUACGAUAUUGCCGACAUCGAUGCCUACUGUUAGACCCGACUGGAAAUACAACUUGCUUUUGGCACCAAAUGGAAAUACUCUGUUUCUCUUCACUUUGUCUGGGAUGCAAGAAAUAAUGCAAGUGUGGGACGUAGAGACUGGCGAGAUUCGAGGUACCAUCAGAACAGCAGAUGGAAGCAUCGCCGACAAGUUGAGCAUCAGUGAGGAUGGGAGGACUGUCGCAUUUAGAGUCAAAGAUGGCGGAAUAGAAGUGAGAGACGUCGAGUCAGGGGAGCUGCGCCAAAUGAUAAAGCCACAAGGUGAGGAGAUGAAAAGUUUUCAAGUAUCUCCUGACGGGACCGCCCUUCUCUUGCACAUGUCAAAUGGAAGUAUAAAAGUUUGGGACAUAAGUAGUGCAAUGCUCUGCACUAGUUUUGAAUCAGAGGAUCGACCAAUAUCGCAGUUUUCACUUGGGUGCAAUGGGAGAUUUAUUGCGUUUAGUUUUGAAGAUGGAAAGAUACAAGUGUGGGACGUAGAGACUGCCGAGAUUCGAGGUACCAUCAGAACAGCAGAUGGAGGCAUCGCCGACAAGUUGAGCAUCAGUGAGGAUGGGAGGACUGUCGCAUUUGAAGUCGAAGAUGGCGGAAUAGAAGUGAGAGACGUCGAAUCAGGGGAGCUGCGCCAAAUGAUAAAGCCACAAGGACAGAAGAUCAUUGAUAUCAAAUUUGGACCUCAAGAGAAGUUCUUAGCUUUGAGAUCAAACACUGGCAGAUUGGAACUUUGGAAUGUUGAAACAGGGCAAUAUCUCAAAGAAUUGAAAGGAGACUCCGUCCACAUCGACGUAGUUUUUGUCGAUGGUUCCAUCCUGGCAUUAUCACCGCAGGGGAGAGUAGAAAAGCAAGAUUUUCAAACAGGUCCGCGCCUUCAGACCCUUUCAGAGCAGGGAAGCUCGGUGAUCAAUGCAAUUUUCAGUCCAAAUGAAAAGUUUCUUGCUCUAUUGCGUGGUGAUGAUCGUCAAUUGAUUGAGGUGUGGGACAUCGAAAAUGAACAACUUCUGCAUCCUCAAUCUAUUCAAGUAAGUAAUGACGAUAAAGCAAAGUUGGAAUUUGGACCGAACGGAGAUACAAUAUUACUGUACUCAGGAAACGAGAAUUCAAAGGUACGUUUGUGGAACAGAGGAGGAGGGAAGGGGGUGGAGGGAAAUCCGAGUAAUGUCGUGUUUGGGGCUCUUUCCUUCUUUCCUUCCUUCUCUCCCCUCCUGUCCUAUCUCCUCCUCUCCCCUUUGUCCUCCUUCUCUCCGCGUCUCUCCUCUCCCACCAUGAUCAUCGGCUAA